Topomyia yanbarensis is the source of this 486-nucleotide messenger RNA. RefSeq lists its product as uncharacterized. Lineage: Eukaryota; Metazoa; Arthropoda; Insecta; Diptera; Culicidae. The transcript has 4 exons. The record is from RefSeq and is a predicted model, not a curated record. The coding region runs from base 1 to 438 and encodes 145 amino acids.
AUGGUGUUUGUUGAAUUUAGCGAAUCGGCGGCUCUUUUCGACCAGGACAGUGCCCAUUUCAAGGCCCAACAGAAGUCUUGCAGUGAUCUCUGUGGAUUCUGUCCUUCCUGUAACGGUUUCUACUGCGGAGAGGAGUGUAUCUGCGAGUGCCGUCAGGAUGCCAAUGAGCAUGUCCAAUGUAUCAACAAAAUCAAGGAAAACAGUGACAAAUUGGGACUGAUCUACGAUGUACUGAUUCAGCUGCCGAAGAGUAAGACCAGGUUCGCCCGCAGUCCGGAACCCGGGAAGAAAAUCAACAUCAACGAUGAGGCCACAUUUCGGAAGGUGAUGGAGUUGAUACAGAUGCCGAUGCAACUAGCACAGCACCCGCUGCGGCGCAUGACUGGGAAGCAGAAUCGGCGAAACCAGGGCAGACGAGUCUCGCUGGAGCUGAGCUAGAAAGUGUGAAGAGGUAACCCGAGCCGGCGCGUCCGUGGUGUCCAGUAG